This is a messenger RNA of Guillardia theta CCMP2712, 538 nucleotides long. RefSeq lists its product as hypothetical. The transcript has 3 exons. Lineage: Eukaryota; Cryptophyceae; Pyrenomonadales; Geminigeraceae. The record is from RefSeq and is a predicted model, not a curated record. The coding region runs from base 148 to 306 and encodes 52 amino acids.
GCUCUGAUCGUGACCGACACUACCGGCUCCACGCUCUCAUACACCAUAAUAGGAAUGCAGACUGAUCAAGGGGACGAGGCCGGCGAAGGAAAGUGAAGGCAGAGGCAGAGCUUGGAGCGAGCGAGGAGGGAUAGGAGCUCAAUCUGCAUGCCACGUCACGGAAUCAACAAGCGAGGAGCGGCUGCCAUACGUUGCGUAUCGUCCCAGCUCUCUCCGAACCCUGACGCGCCGUCGGACCAUGCCGAGGGAGAAGAAGAGGAGAAGCUCGGCGUGAGGAGGAAGGAGGAGAAGGAAGCUUACCCCUGAUGGUAGUCGUUUACCGUGUCUGCUCGACAACGUCAGCUACUUCUGUAUUGUCAGCAACUAGCGCAUCCCACCGUCCAUAUCGACUCCAGUCGCGUACCAGUUCUGCUCGCAGUCGUCAGCGAGCGAUAGACGCAGGUUGAGGUAUCACAUUGUACAGACUCGCUGUCAUGGCAGUCUUGAGCAGUGCGAAGGUCAUCUGAUAACCGUUAUCAUUACAAGCUGUGUGUCCCGU